AUGACUGACAAGGCGUCCUAUCGCUCACCCGGCGUCAUCAGUUCCGAUAACAGGAUUUUCCAGCGCCACUCCAAAGAGGAUGCCUUGCGACGACACUUUUCUACCUUUAUCGCCCUAUGCUCUUGGUAUGGUUUCUACAGCCCAGGAACCAACCUCGAAAGUGCUAAGGUUUCUUCUCCCGAUGGGCUCCCUUCGAACAUAUGCAAUAGAUGUUUGCAAAUGCUGACGAUAUCUUACGAAUUCAAACUCGUGUGCACCCGUACAGAUAGAAAAUUACGAGCCGGAAAGAAUAAUGCUGCUCGGGUAGAGAAUGUUUCGUCGGACGGCUAUGAUAAGUCAGAAUCAGUGUACGAAAUGAAAACUGAGGAAAUCGUGGAGGAGGUAAUCCUGGCCGACAACGAGUGUUUUGAUUCCUUUUUAGAAAAUAUAUCAAAAUUUGAUGAGUGCAUCGCCAAGAAGCCGGAAGGUACAAAGCAGGAUGAAAUCUGUGAAUUCGAGCUUUUGUCCGAUGAUGACGGCUACUUACUGCCGGUUUCUGAUAAAUCCGAUGAAAUUACACUGUUGGACGCCCGGGAGUCGGAUAACACGCAAAGUAUGGAAGAUCAGGAAAAAGUAGAAGAGCAUGAUUUCAAUGACACGGUGGAAUAUCUCGAGGAAGCAUGCAAGGAACUGGACCAAGUUAGUAAAAGGCCAGAAUCUAGCAACAAAACUGUAUCUAUCGUCGUCCGGAACGAUGAACCGAGCUCAACCAAAGCACAGUCCACGCGGCAUUGUUGCCCGGACUGUGGAAAAAGUUUCGCGUCCAGGACGAAUAUGUACCGGCACCAGCACGCACACAGAGGUUCAAAACCGUACAAAUGCGAUAUCUGCAAGAAAGGAUUCACACAGAGCGGGACGCUAAAAACGCACAAAUUAACACAUUUCAACAUAAAACCGUUCGUGUGCAACGUGUGUGGUCAGCGAUUUACGCAAAGCAAAUCGGUGAAACUACACCUUCGGCGACAUACGGGGGAAAAGCCAUACGUUUGUGAUAUUUGUAAUGCAGCAUUCCGGCAAAAGAAUGGACUGCAGCGGCACAUGAAAGUGCACGCUGAAAAGGCGUGAAAUUAGUCGUUACUUAACAGGGCCGAGAUAGCAAAUACUCCUUGCACAGUCUCUUCGUAAAUUUACUAAACAAAUAGAUUAGAUUCUUUCAAAAAUAUUUAAAUAAACAGAAUAGGUUUCGAAUUCAAAAA
Anopheles stephensi (Asian malaria mosquito) is the source of this 1235-nucleotide messenger RNA. Its product is annotated as zinc finger protein 624-like. The record is from RefSeq and is a predicted model, not a curated record. Gene Ontology annotation, biological process: regulation of transcription by RNA polymerase II. The transcript is spliced from 3 exons. Gene Ontology annotation, molecular function: RNA polymerase II cis-regulatory region sequence-specific DNA binding; DNA-binding transcription factor activity, RNA polymerase II-specific. The coding region runs from base 1 to 1104 and encodes 367 amino acids. NCBI's taxonomy places the organism in Eukaryota, Metazoa, Arthropoda, Insecta, Diptera, Culicidae. Gene Ontology annotation, cellular component: nucleus.